Molecule: messenger RNA, 4528 nt
Organism: Heterocephalus glaber (naked mole-rat)
Lineage: Eukaryota; Metazoa; Chordata; Mammalia; Rodentia; Bathyergidae
Product: two pore channel protein 2-like
Biological process (GO): monoatomic ion transport; transmembrane transport
Cellular component (GO): membrane
Molecular function (GO): monoatomic ion channel activity
Source: RefSeq, a predicted model, not a curated record
CCCGCCGUGGUCACGUGAAGGCCGGGCGCAGAGGAUCUGCGCCUCCGGGGAGGGCAGAGUCCGCCGGGGCGGCCACUACGGUCCCGCAUCCCUGCCUGCGCCCCGCGCCACGAUGCCCGGGAUCCAGCUCGGUUCGGGGGUGCAACGCCUGCGCCCCGAGCCCCAAGAGGAGCUGCCCGCCCAGGAGAACCUUUUGCUGGCAGCUGCCUAUGUUUCCGAUGCCCAGUACAACAGAAACGUUCCCUUCCAAACGUCCCCACAGGCAAUCAGACUUUACUGUUUUUACAACCACUGGACGAUGCGAGUGGCCACAUACAUCUUUAUCUGUGUAGACCUCUCUCUGGCCCUGUUUGAGGAGCCCGCGCUGUUCCCGUUGCCUUUUGUGGCCACUGCCCUCGCAGAAGUGCUCUGCUUGGCUGCAUUCUCUGCAAGACUAGUGCACUUUGCCAAAGUCACUCCUCAAAUGGUUUUCUGGAAGGACACGAAGAACAUCUGCAUCAUGGUGACCAUCGUGGUGACCUUGAUUGAUCUCAUCAUCUAUGGGUCCCUGGAAGCCGUUCACAUCCACAGCAUUAGAUGGACGAGGGCCUUGAGGCCGGUCUUCCUAAUUAACUUUCCUGAAAGUCGUCAAAUCCGACGGGCUUUCCGAAGCAUCCGGAACACUCUGCCUGACAUCCUGUAUGUCUUCCUCCUGUUCCUGUUCAGUGUGCUCAUGUUCUCUCUGAUGGCCCUGAAGCUUUUUGGGGACAGGGGGCUGAAAACAGCUGACGGAGCUCCCUACUUCACAAAUAUUCUGGAAAUCGCGUUUGAGCUCUAUGUGCUGGUUACUACAGCAAACAACCCUGACAUCAUGAUGCCUGCCUAUAACGUCAGUUGGUGGUAUUCCUUGUAUUUCAUAACCUACAUCAUCAUCAACACUUACAUCUUCAUGUCUGUCUUUCUGGCUGUGGUCUACAACAACUACAGGAAGCACUUAAAGAAUGAGAUUCGCAAACUGGCGUACCUGAAACGGCACAAAAUGAUACAGGCAUUCAACAUUCUGAAAGUCAAGGUGGGCACAGAGUUUGUGGUAAAGGAGGCUGCAUGGAAGCAGCUGGCCAAGGUGGUGACACCAGACAUCAGCAGCUCCCACCUGGAGCUCCUCCUGAGGAUCUCCGACGAGGGGCAGCAGGGGUAUGUGGACAAAAUGAACUUUCUCCGCCUGGCUGACCUCCUCAACAUCCAGGUGGUUACCAUCAAUCUCAGGAGACACCCACUGGAAGCCUGGGUUCCUCGGGUCUACCAGUCAUCCAUGAGCCUCUUGGUCCAGAGGAUGGUUCAGCACAGGAUUUUUGUCUGGGCGUAUGAUGUCAUCAUUCUAAUCAAUGCCAUAUGCAUUGCUCUGGAUGAGAAACACCCCUUCAUUUCCUAUGCAGAAUGGCUUUUCCUUGCUCUCUAUAUUAUUGAGAUCCUCCUGAAACUGUACACAUAUGAGCCCAGAGCCUAUCUUGGAAGGAAGCAGUUCUGGAACUGGUUUGAUGUGCUGAUCAUCAUCGCAGCUCUGGUGGCCACCAUGGCCAAUGCCGCCAUUCAGUCAGCAAGAAAAUACAAUAGUCGGCAGAUCCUGGAUAUUGUCUUGAUAUUGAGGAUACUCCGGCUCCUAAGGGUUAUCAUCAGCAUUGAGAGGUUCCGGGUGAUAGUGACCACUUUGAUCAACAUCGGCCCCACAAUGCUGACGUUUGGUGGGCUUGUCUUUGUGGUUUACUAUACAUUUGCUGUCAUUGGGAUGGAAAUGUUCCAUGGCAAAGUCCAGUUCUUUGACCCAAAUUUCACAUCUCCUGAUGCCCUGGUGUGUGGGAAUCCAGCCUUAAAGGGGUCAGCAUUUGCCCGAGACAGGUACUGCAAGAACAACUUCAAUGAUCUGGCCUCAUCCUUUGUCGUGCUGAUGGAGCUCACCGUGGUGAACCAGUGGCAUGUCCUUGCAGGUGGCUUUGCCCUCGUGACUCACCAGGCGGCAAAGCUGUACUUCAUCUUGUUCCACAUUGUGGUCGUCAUCCUCAUUGUUAAUAUUUUCAUAGCAUUCAUCUUGGAGGCAUUCUUUGUGGCGUAUUCAUUAGGAAAGAGUGAGAUAGAAACUGCCAUAGAGAAGAAGAUUCAAGAGCUCGGAGUGGGAAUCCAAGAGGAAGAUGUGCAGGACUGGAAGCUCACUGGUAACAUCGGCACUGUGGAUAGCACCUUUAGUGGGAAUGAUGGUGACAACAGAGGGAAGGCCUUGAAAGGACUAUACUUCAGAAUUGCAUCAAAAAAAUAUCGGACUGUGGAUGCCUUGCUGCAGCGGAUGUUUGAGUCUGAAAUUGCUCCCAAUGAUGAAGGCCCUUCCUUGGAAGAGAUUCUGAACUUCUCACCCAGUGACAUAUAUCCCAAGAAUCCCAAUUUUGAUAACAGUGCAUGAUUCUGCAGUUGCAAGAGUCCACAACUGGAAACCAAGAGAAGCUGCAUCUUUUUUUUGCAUAUGCUAGCUGGAGAUGACUUUUCCAGUGUGGGCUCCUUUUCUGAUCAGAUAAGACUGUGGCCUUACUUGUCCUGAGUGGUCAGCUGCAUGGUAUGGGAAGGCCACUACCAUGUGCCUCGCCUAGGGGUUACUCUUAGGUCUGAUCCUGAGGGUCCACAACUGGAAACCAAGAUAAGCUGCCAUCUUUUUCUACAUAUGCUAGCUGGAGAUGACUUUCCCACCCUGGGUUCUGUUUUGUGAUUAGCUAAGUCUGUGAAUCAGCCAUACCUGGCCCAAGUGGGCAGCUGCAUGGUAUAAGAAGGCCACCAGUGUGUCAACAGUGCUCCACCUGGUGUGGGGGGGUCAUUCUUAGGUAUGGUCACAGAAGUAAGGAUGAGCAAGUUGAUGAAGAGAUUAUGCUGAGCACUUGUCCUAACAUGUCAGUGCAUGUGUGAAGACUUUCCAUUGGGUAUAUAGAAGCUUUUCAUUCAUUUUUCUAUGAUAUUUUGCCAUUCUAUUAAACUUAUACUGUGCUACAGUGUUACAUAAAUUAUGGAUAUUUGAAAAAUUACAAAGACAUAUUCUGGUACAGUAGCUUUUAAAUGCAGUGAUUUUCAAAAUGAAGAAAAAUAUGAAUGUGAAAAUAUAAUUGUCACAAUUGCUUCUUUUUGGAGGGUGCAGCAGUAUACUCUCAAGGCUUCUUUAAUUGAAUUAGUCAAGCGCAAUUUGGAGUAAGUUGCUCUCUAAGGACACUUUGCCCAGCUGGGAAUCUCCCAGUAUAGUGAUUUGCUCCUUCUUGGAACUUAAAAAGGAUUCAUUUUAUUAAUAACUUUUAAAAAUUGCUAAAAUGCAUAUAACAUGAAAUUUUCCAUCUUUGCAGUUUCUCGGUAUGGAGUACAGUAGUGGUAAGUACACUUGUUAGUCAACUUUCUGUUACUAUGACAAAACAUCUGAGAUAAUUGAAGGAGGAGAGGUUUACUGUAGUCCCAGUUUCAGAGGUUUCAGUCAGUCCAUAGUGGGUUGGCUCUGUUGCUUUAGGCCUGUGCCGAGGGUGUGCAUCAUGGCAGAAGCGUGUGGCAGAACAAGCUGCUAACUUCAUAACAAUUGGGAAGUAAAGAAAGAGAUGGGAGGAGGCUGGGUCCUACUGUCCCCUUCCAGAACAUGCCCGCAGUGACCUAACUUCCUUCCACUAGGCUCCACCUUAAGGGUUCUACCACAUCCUAAUGGUGCCCCAGGCUGGAGACCAAGCCUUCCCAUGGGCCUUUGGGGCACACUCACUCAUAGCAUGCACUCACACUGUUGUGCACCCACCUCACUUUCCAGAUUCACAACUUUUCCAUCUUGCAAAGUGGAAACUCUGUACCUGUUCAACAACUACUUUCAUUCCCACCAUUGCACAUUCUGUCUUUGUGAAUUUGAUACCUCUGGAUGGCAGGUCCAUUUCGAGCAGCUACAUACCCAGAGUCCUCAGGGCAUCCCCUCAUUCACCUUGUCACAGGCUUCACUCUAAGGCAAGGGGGUGGGAAUCCCCAUGACCUGAGUAUAGUGAGACCUGAGUGGUGUGCUGUGCCAUGUGUCAUGUGGCCACUGAAGCAGGCUCAUAGGAACUUCUUCAGUCCUGAGGGGCCUUUUGGGCCUUGUGUUGUGGAAGUGAAACAAAGGCUUUGGGCAGAAUGGCUGCCCACUGACUAUGUCACAGAGGGCCCCCAGAGCCCAUUUCCUCAUGUGUCAACUUAGGACAAUGACCUUCCUCCCAAGACUGUGGGGAUGGAGGAAGGAUGAGGAUAGUGUAAUGCUGGCUCCCACUCACAGUCAGUACUGUAGCAGUGUCUGUUGCAAGUCAAGUUGCUCUUCCUGGCUUAAAACCACUGCUGGUGUUGGGCACUGGAGCCCUGGAAUCCCACUGUCACCAAGAUUGCGAGGAGUGACUCAGUGGAGUCCUACCAUCCUUCCAAACUCUCUCAUCUCUUUGUAUAUCUAACAGCUAUUGUCAUGUAGAGUAUUACACAAAAUGUAUGGAGUUGAAAUUUAAUUUUAAAAUUUGAUAUAUGUAACGGG